UUGUGUAAAGGUGAUGUAGUAACGGUGUUGGAGAAAAGCUCCGAUGGUUGGUGGAAAGGAAAGUGCCGCGAACACACGGGAUGGUUCCCUUCAAAUUAUAUCGACGAAUCGCCUCCGAAUACUUUUGGAAUGCCAAAAAGUAACAUCGAAAUUAGGAAUGGCUUUAGCAAGGUUGUGGAAACGAAUCCUGACCCGGCUGUCAACCAUUUCGCUUUAUCAUCCAUGUCAGAGCGGAGGUUGAAGAAUUCCGCAAGCAACACUGGAAUUUCUCCCCGAAAUGGAAGCUCUCCUCCUCGGCUCAGCGGUCCCUACGCAACUCAGCCAUGGUACUAUGGGAGAUUGUCGCGCGAUGAAACCGAUACAUUGUUGAAUGCGCGUGGUACCGAUGGUGAUUUCCUUGUUCGGGAUAGCGAAAGCAAUCCCGGUGAUUAUUCGAUCUCGCUGAAAGCAACGGGCCGUAACAAGCAUUUCUGGGUUCAAGUGGAUACGGUCAAUAAUUCGUUCAAAAUAGGCACCCGAACAUUUGCAACAAUGGAUGACUUGCUGAAACAUUACAUGGCUAGCCCAAUCUAUACAAAUGAUAAGACAAAUGAACGGCUAUUCCUGAUCAGACCACUGCCACAGUAGUA
Molecule: messenger RNA, 629 nt
Organism: Gongylonema pulchrum
Lineage: Eukaryota; Metazoa; Nematoda; Chromadorea; Rhabditida; Gongylonematidae
Source: the annotation of a GenBank genome assembly